Molecule: messenger RNA, 1049 nt
Organism: Rhinichthys klamathensis goyatoka
Lineage: Eukaryota; Metazoa; Chordata; Actinopteri; Cypriniformes; Leuciscidae
Gene: hnmt
Product: histamine N-methyltransferase
Exons: 7
Coding region: 1-963 (320 amino acids)
Molecular function (GO): N-methyltransferase activity
Source: RefSeq, a predicted model, not a curated record
AUGUGCCACGGCCUAGCCAGCAUCCCACUCUGUUCGCACUGGCGGUGUGAAAAAUAUCGGAUAGAGGUGAAGCCAAUGAAAACCAUGGCAGCUCCAUUCAGAUCACUUGUGGAAGAUUAUCCGAGAUACCUCAAAUCAUUCGAGCUCUUUCUGGAGCGCUCAUCAGAGCACCAGUGCAUGCAGGACUUCAUUCAUAAUACACUACCUGACAUACUGGCAAGCAUUGGAGGGGGAAGACCCAUUCUCAAUGUAAUAGGAGUAGGGAGUGGAGCAGGUGAGAUUGAUCUAGAGAUGUUCACUCAGCUACACCUGAAACAUCCACAUGUCAAAGUCAACAAUGAAGUGGUGGAACCAAGCAAUGACAUGCUGCACAAGUAUAAAGUUCGGGUAUCAACCACUCCAGGUCUUGAUCACAUUAACUUUGCGUGGAACAAGAUGACAGCGUCUGAGUUUGAAAAACACUGGCAAGAGAAAAACUCUGGGAAAAAGAUGGACUUCAUUCACAUGAUACAGAUGCUGUACUAUGUCAAAGAUCCAGAGGCCACUGUUUCAUUUUUUCGGAAUCUUCUAGAAAAAGAUGGGAAACUCUUGAUCAUUCUGGUGUCAGGCGAGAGUGGAUGGGGCAAAUUAUGGACGACCUUUAAACAACAGCUCUGUAACACUGAGAUCAGCCAGUGUGUCACUACAGGAGAUAUAAAGACCUUCUUCGAUUCUGAGGGCAUCCCCUACCGUAACCAUGAGCUUCUGUCCCAGAUGGACAUCACAGAGUGUUUCACUGAGGGAGACCCGGUGGGAGAACUGCUGCUGGAUUUCCUUACUGAGGUGAUAGAGUUCAGUAAGAAUGCUCCUGAAGACCUGAAGAAAGGAGUGCUGGACUUACUGAGACAUCCUGACUGCAGUAAAGAGGUGGACGGCAGGAUCAUUUUCAACAACAACCUGGGAGUAUUAGUGGUUGAGCCGUAGAUAUAAAGCAGUAGCUUUAUAUCUCACCUCCACAAGGCCUUUGCAGUUAAUAUUCAGUCUAAUACAGUGGUUCUGAACCUUUUUGA